This is a messenger RNA of Vicia villosa (hairy vetch), 1048 nucleotides long. RefSeq names its product eukaryotic translation initiation factor 2 subunit beta. Gene Ontology annotation, molecular function: translation initiation factor activity; translation initiation factor binding; mRNA binding. Lineage: Eukaryota; Viridiplantae; Streptophyta; Magnoliopsida; Fabales; Fabaceae. Bases 112 to 921 code for a protein of 269 amino acids. The record is from RefSeq and is a predicted model, not a curated record. Gene Ontology annotation, cellular component: eukaryotic translation initiation factor 2 complex. Gene Ontology annotation, biological process: formation of translation preinitiation complex; formation of cytoplasmic translation initiation complex; translational initiation. The transcript has 10 exons.
AAAAAGGUUUCAAUUCCAACUACAAAACACUCUUCUUCCCAAAAUUCAUUCCCUUUGCUCUAAUUUCAGUGUUUUUCUGCGUUUUCCCCAGGUUACGCUUUCUAAGCAAACAUGGCUGAUGAAACACCAAAUGAUUUGAAGGAGGAGGUUGCAGAUAUAGCACCAUUUGACCCUACUAAGAAGAAAAAAAAGAAGAAAGUUACUGUUAUAGAUCCUGCAGCUGAUGACUCGGUGGAUAAGUUGGCCCAGAAGACAGAAAAUCUGUCAGUUGCUGAUGAGGCGGAGUCUUCAUUUUCUGGUUUGAAAAAGAAAAAGAAGAAGCCGGUUGAAAUCAGUAACUUAAACGAGGAGAGUGGAGAAGCAGCUGAAGAUUUGGAAGAACUUCCUGAGGAAGAUGAAGAAGAAGCAGUUUCUUUGCAGCCUCGUUAUCCUUGGGAAGGGAGUGACCGCGAUUAUGAAUAUGAGGAGCUUCUUGGCAGGGUGUUUAACAUUCUACGAGAAAAUAAUCCAGAACUUGCUGGAGAUCGUCGAAGGACAGUUAUGAGGCCUCCUCAGGUUCUUCGUGAAGGCACAAAGAAAACUGUGUUUGUGAAUUUUAUGGAUCUAUGCAAAACGAUGCAUCGACAGCCUGACCAUGUUAUGGCUUUCUUGCUUGCUGAACUGGGUACUAGUGGCUCCCUAGACGGACAGCAAAGAUUGGUUGUUAAGGGAAGAUUUGCACCAAAGAAUUUUGAAGGAAUUCUGCGACGAUAUAUUAAUGAAUAUGUUAUUUGUCUUGGAUGCAAGAGUCCAGACACAAUACUUUCAAAGGAAAAUCGUCUCUUCUUUCUUCGGUGUGAAAAGUGUGGAUCGGGAAGGUCAGUUGCUCCAAUCAAAGCUGGUUUUGUUGCUCGUGUUGGCCGAAGGACUGCAGGGUCAUGAUUUGGCAUUACUUUUUAUUUGUGUUGAAACUGGUAAUAUGGUGAUAUACAUUUUUUAAUGGAUAAGCUUAGUUAUCCUUUUUGUUGGAUUGAAAUGUUUCUUUUAAUUAAAAACUGAUAAUUGCUCA